Molecule: messenger RNA, 1629 nt
Organism: Fonsecaea nubica
Lineage: Eukaryota; Fungi; Ascomycota; Eurotiomycetes; Chaetothyriales; Herpotrichiellaceae
Exons: 2
Coding region: 1-1629 (542 amino acids)
Source: RefSeq, a predicted model, not a curated record
AUGGAGCCCAACCAAUCCGCGGGUUCUGCUCCUGGCUUUUGGAGAUAUCUGAUCAAUCCCGAUAAAAGUGCAACCCUUCAGUUCGAGCAGCUGUGUUGGGGCAUUGCCAAAGUCAUAGCGACUCUAGAGCCCGGACCUGACAAUGAACUCACUCCAUCCCGUCUAGCGACAUUCUACAGAACUGUAGGCGGCAACUAUGACUCGCUCUUCCUCAAAUCCUCUGACCACGCCCUCUCCUUCAUGUACCAAACUCUCGGCUGCUUUCACUCGCUGCAGCCAACCCCGAGUCCCUUCGAGACACCCCGAAUUCCGUGCCUGACGCCGGCUGGAUUUGCUCGCUGGCAAACGAUCCAGUUGCUGCUCUGCCCGGAGGAAAAUGUGUCGUUUAUUCAAAAAGCGGUUCAGCUAUGGAAUGUCCCGAUGCACAAUGGUGGAACCUAUCCAAAAUACAUUCCCAAGGACGUUUUCCCAACUCGGCCGGAUGAGGAGAUGGAGAGAUGGCACAAACUGGUGACUGGCAAACUGAACCAGCAGAACUACAACAUGCGGCGCAUAAAGAACUCUCCUUACCAGUCCCCACAUCUCGAAGCCUAUGACCGACGAGAAGGCUAUUUCUCUGGCACGCAACCAGGGCGACCCACGAGGCCGUCGCGGAGCAGCUCUCGCGACGAUCAAGAUCAUAUGACGGAUAUCCAUCGCCGACGGAGUAGUGUUCCAGAUUUCCCUUCCCCGUCGGGAGAAAGAGGAUCGCCGUGGGAUCCUCGAAAUCAGUAUGAGGCACGGAAGACUCGCAGCCAUUCGGCUCAAAGACCCUCUCCAAAACCUUCACCGCGCCAGCGGUCGCAUACAACAACAGCUCCUCCCGGUCACCACAAAACCUCGUCGAACAGCCCGUCGAAUCGGAGACAGGCGACUGCGCCACCAGAGCAACCUGGACGACGACCCUCGUCCGGAUACAAUACCGCACCGUACCGUUCGCCCGCACGCAGUCCCUCGACUGUCGACGAAGAUACCGGCAGCGAGGGGAGUUCGGAGGCUUCACAGGCCGGCCGGCAUCAUCGUAGAUCCGACGAAGAUCGAAAGAGCCGUCGCUCUUCUUUAUGGGUACCCUCCUUUAUGAGGUCGUCGCACAAACGGCGUCAUUCUUCGGAUGCAGGUUACCGUGCACCGGGCCCUGCAUUCAAACCUUCACAGCCUUUGCGACCCGAGUACUACCCACCUCGUGCAAUCAAGUCCCCGCCUCAACCACCUCAACAACCCUAUGGGGGAGGUCGCCCACCACAGUGGCGGGAGACAGUGUGGGAUAACGACACCCCCAGCUCCACUCCCGCAACACCUAUUCCAGAGAACGCGCAAGCACAGUUCGACCCACGAGCGCCAUCAAUACGUUACCCGGACCAGACGAAUUUCGAACCUCUGACACGAGAAAGUAGCAGUGGAAGCGACCACAGGCACCGCUCCUCGGAUUGGGAGCGGAGCAAUGGGCAGAGGCGACCGGCUCAGCCAGUUCCAAGAAUCGCGACCGUAACCGGUGUGCAAGGGAGGAAAUACCCUACCACCGACCCGAUGAGUCCAAUUGAGCGACAGCGGAGUCAAAAUGCCCGUGGGAACUUUACUGCAAUGGCUUGA